This is a messenger RNA of Trichechus manatus latirostris (Florida manatee), 6866 nucleotides long. RefSeq names its product signal transducing adaptor molecule 2 (gene STAM2). The coding region runs from base 1121 to 2686 and encodes 521 amino acids. The record is from RefSeq and is a predicted model, not a curated record. NCBI's taxonomy places the organism in Eukaryota, Metazoa, Chordata, Mammalia, Sirenia, Trichechidae. The transcript is spliced from 14 exons. Gene Ontology annotation, biological process: signal transduction. Gene Ontology annotation, cellular component: endocytic vesicle. Gene Ontology annotation, molecular function: ubiquitin binding; phosphatidylinositol binding.
AUGAAAGAAGCCAGUCAUAAAAGACCACAUACUGUGUGGUUCCAUUUAUAUGAAAAGUCCAGAAUAGGCAAAUCUAUACAGACAAAAAGAUUAGUGGUUUGUCUAGGGUUGGGAACCUGGAGGGAAAAUGGGGAAUGACUGCUAAUGGGUAUAGGCUUUCUUUUUGGGAUGAAUAAAAUGUUUUAAAAUGAGAUAGUGGUGAUAGUUGCACAAGUCUCUGAAUAUACUAAAACCAUUCAAUCGUACACUUUAAAUGAGUAAAUUGUAUGGUAUAUAGGGGAAUGAAUUAUCUCUAAAGCAGAUUUUAAAAAGUGUGACUAUUGUCUUUAUGCUUUGUGCUGUUAGCUUUUUUGACUCAGCAUUAUGAGCAAAAACAAAUCAUUGUAUUUUGCAGUUUAUCUGUUUUUGUACAUUCAGUGCCGUAUGACUCAUUUUUCACGUUCCAUUGUAUGAAUUUACUAUUUUUUAUUUACCUAUUUCCCUGUUGAUGGGUUUUUAGAUUGUUCCUGGAGAGUUUUUUUUUUUGGCUAUUAAAAACAAUGCUGCGGUGAACAUUUUAAUCUUUUUCAUUACAUGAUGAUACAAUUUUAAGGGUUUCUUCCAAGUUAGAAUGUGAUAGGAUUAUUGAUAAUUUGUAAUUUAUGUAGUUUUAUUUAACUAUUUAGAAAGCAUUUUAUUGGCAUACCUCAGAAUAUUUAAAUACACAAUUUAAAGUUGAAAUUAGUAGAAGUAUUCUACCUUUGGAUCUUUUUCUGUGGUUCUUUUAUAUUUGGCAGGAGGAAAGGUAGGGCUUCUUACUGUUACGCCUUUGUUGGUAUUUUAGUGUUAUGUAAGAUGUGUCCUAAUUUUUGUGUCUGUUAAUAUAUCUUAUAGAAAAGGCCACGAAUGAGUACAACACUGCCGAAGAUUGGGGUCUAAUUAUGGACAUAUGUGACAAAGUUGGAAGCACUCCUAAUGGGUAAGAUGCCCAGUCAUGCCCAGCGAAUGUCUAGGAGCUUGAUAACUUAUGUAUCUUUUCCUGCUGUAGCCUUGGAAGGAAAACGGGACUUUACUAUAUACUUUUGAGGGGUGAAAGUAAAGAGAGCCUGAAGGCCUGAUUAUGAGAUAAGCAUUAUCUUGAAUGAACAAAUGGAAAAGAGUUCAAACUGAAAGCCUGAGAGCAAAAGAUUGCCUAAAAGCCAUAAUGAAAAGGGUAAAUCAUAAAGUUCCUCAUGUUGCUCUUCAGGCAUUAACUCUUCUUGGGGCUUGUGUGGCAAACUGUGGAAAGAUAUUUCAUUUAGAAGUAUGUUCCCGAGAUUUUGCAACAGAAGUACGUGGUGUGAUAAAAAAUAAGGCUCAUCCUAAAGUGUGUGAAAAACUGAAAUCUUUAAUGGUGGAGUGGUCAGAAGAGUUUCAGAAGGAUCCUCAGUUUAGUCUGAUAUCUGCGACUAUUAAAUCUAUGAAAGAAGAAGGAAUUACUUUUCCUCCAGCAGGUUCUCAGACUGUCUCAGCUGCUGCCAGGAAUGGUGCAUCAACGAACAAAAGCAAAGAAGAUGAAGACAUAGCUAAAGCUAUUGAGUUAUCAUUGCAAGAGCAGAAGCAGCAGCACACAGAAACAAAAUCCUUAUAUCCAUCUGCAGAAAUUCAGUUAAAUAAUAAGGCGGCAAGGAAAGUGAGAGCUUUAUACGAUUUUGAAGCUGUUGAGGACAAUGAACUCACCUUUAAACAUGGUGAAAUUAUUAUUGUUUUGGAUGACAGUGAUGCCAACUGGUGGAAAGGAGAAAAUCACAGAGGAGUAGGACUCUUCCCAUCUAAUUUUGUAACAACAAAUUUAAAUAUAGAGUCUGAGGCAGGUGUAACACUCAGUUUCCAGGGAAAUGCCUGUAAUGACAGCUCCCAUUUAUGUUGCUCUCUUGUUCCACUAGAGUCAGCUGUGGACCAAUUGAAUGUAACUGAUGAUGAUGUGGAGGAAAUUAAGAAAUCAGAGCCUGAGCCUGUUUAUAUAGAUGAGGAUAAGAUGGAUAGAGCCCUGCAGGUACUCCAGAGUAUAGAUCCAACAGAUUCAAAACCAGACUCCCAAGACCUCUUGGACUUAGAAGAUAUCUGUCAACAGAUGGGUCCAAUGAUAGAUGAAAAACUUGAAGAGAUUGAUAGGAAACAUUCAGAAUUGUCUGAGUUGAAUGUAAAAGUCUUGGAAGCUGUGGAACUGUAUAACAAAUUGGUGAAUGAAGCACCAGUAUAUUCGGUCUAUUCAAAGCUCCACCCUCCAGCACAUUACCCUCCUGUGUCAGCUGGCAUCCCAGUGCAGACAUACCCAGUUCAGUCACAUGGUGGAAACUAUAUGGGUCAAAGCAUUCAUCAAGUCACUGUUGCCCAGAGCUACAGCCUAGGACCAGAUCAAAUUGGUCCACUGAGAUCUCUGCCUCCAAAUGUGAAUUCCUCAGUGACAACACAGCCUGCUCAAACUCCUUACUUAAGCACUGGACAAGACACCAUUUCCAGUCCCGCUUAUAUGAACCAGAACUCUAACCUUCAAUCUGCUACUGGUACAGCCGCUUACACACAGCAGAUGGGGAUGUCUGUGGAUAUGUCAUCUUACCAGAACACUGCUUCCAAUUUGCCACAAGUGGCAGGCUUUCCAGUGGCAGUUCCAGCUCAUUCAGCUACACAGCAGCAGACAAGUUACCAUCAGCAGCCUCUCCUAUAGAAACAAACGAAGCAUUUUCUUGAAAGUAUUCAUAAGUGUAUUACUCAACCCUUAUGAUUCUCAUCUGGAAAUACUAAAAAAUGUUUUCUCUCAACUCAAAAGGACCAUGAAUAAAUAAAGCACAAAAGUCUGUUUUACUCUACCAAGGCCAUAAGGGAAAUUUUUCAAUCCAGUUUGUUUGCAGUCAGACUUUUGAUCAGAGGCAACUUAAAGAUGCUUCCAGUUAGUUUUGUCAUACUUUAAAAUAUAACCACAUGACACUAAAAAGCAUGAGUUAGGAGUGUAAACAUUUUACUUUAAAGAAACCAUCUUUUUCUCCUAAAACAUCAUGAUUUCCCCUAAAACAUUGGGAGAGCACCAAAACCUUUAAAUAUCUUUUGUCUGCACUUUUUUUUUUCCAGUUUCUCACAUGCUAUUAUUUUAAAAUGCGAACAUCUUUUUGUGUAAGCAUUUAGCUUGCCAACAUAUUUCCUUUUGGCUCCUUAAAUUGCAGUUGUGUUGGCAGUACUGUCAGUUUUGCUCUCAGUGUUAUGUUGAGUAAUAAUUAGCAUAUAAUUGUCUACAGAAGCAAGAGCAAUUUGGAAGGAACAAAAAUGUUUUCUGUAUAGUAACGGUGAAGACCAUGUAGAAGCAGACGUGCGACAAAACAUAUAGCAAGACCCCCAGUCAUGCCAACAGUGGGCUAAGGAAUGCCCCACAAAACAUUUCCAUUCCCUGGGGAAAGCAUUUCCUUUCCUACAAGUGGCCUUGGGAUUUAGAAUUGCCACUAAUGACCUUUUCAAGUGACUCCAGCCAUUCUGUAAUUCAUUCGCCAUUUCCUUCCUGCGGUGUGAUGUGCAAAUAUACACCUACUCCUCACUUAUCGACUGUCUCGUUGUCUGACGUUUCACAUUUAUGACAAUAGUAAAAAAUCUACUGUCUGACUGUUUUGCACAUUAACAAUGUACAUCUGACAGUAACGAACACCGGUGUGAGAGUAAUGCUGGCUGUGGGGGUUAAGGUUAUGUGUCAGCUUGGCUGGGCAGUGAUUCUCAGUGGUUUGGCAGUUAUGUAAUGAUGUAAUUAGGUAGUUACGUAAUUAUGUAAUAGUGUAAUUUGGCAGUUUUGUCAUGAUGUAAUUUGGCAGUUGUGUAGUGAUAUAGUUAUCCUCCGUUUUGUGAUCUGAUGUGGGUCAUCUGUUUUCCCAUAACGCUGAUUUUUGCAUAACGACCUGGUCUUUGGAACAUAACCCUGUCCAUAAGUGAAGAGUGGGUGUACUGCGUUUCCUUUUUCACUGAUCAUACGUGAAUUUUGAACCGUGAAACAUUCCAAAUAAUUUGAUGUGAUGUAUACCAAGCAUGGAUGACAAGUGUUUAUUGGUGUGUUGAUUCUUUUAGAAAGUGAUUUGAGUGCCAUUGCUCUGCCAGGCUGUUGACAAAUCUGACCAUUCCUUUCAGGAAUAAUCUAAGUCUGUGGAAUGAUAGCAGGCAUUGGACUGAUAGAGAGGCUAUUGAGACAGUUUUUCUGAAGGCUAUGUUUUAAAUCAGUUUGUAGGGCUAAUAGAUUCCCAUACUGUAGGAAUUAGAUAGUAAACCAGUAGGGUUUGUUUUCUCUCCUAAAAAUUUGCACACUACAUCAUCUACCAGCUCUUUAUAUAACUCAAAAUAGAAAAUACAAAUAAAUAUGCUUACAGAUAGAUAAUAUUUAAACUGGGAGAAACAGUGGACAUAAAUUUAAUAUUUAAAAAGUUACUUGCAUGGAAGCAAGAUUUCUACAUUUGAUUUUUAAAGCAUUUAAUCUUUCUACUAAGAAUCCAUUUGAGAACAGUUCUCUGGAAAUUUUUGUCAUUAAUCUGUUAUACAGAAAUUUGAUUAGCAGUGUGCUUCUUUUUCAAAGAAACUGUAUCCUAGAACAAAAUAAUCUAUUUAGUACUUGGUCUACAUUUAACAGGAAAAAACAAAAACAACCAGUAUUUGAAAGCCCAAUUUCUAUCAUGGUCUUAUUUCAGAUAUAAGUAACUGCAAAGAAAAUCUUAACCCUUAAUGUCUUGUGUUCUCUUUCUCAUCCAGUGUUUUACUUCCAUGUGAAUUCAAUUAUAUAGUUAUAAAAAAUUAUUCUAAAAUGGCACCUUACUUUUUUGGGAACAAGUCCUCUGUUCUUUAAAAAAAAAAAAAAAACGUAAAAAAUAUUUCCAAAGCUGCUCUUGAUAACAGUUAAUGUUUGCAUAUAUGUGGGAAAUCUUACCUUUUUUCUCUGAAACUAUAUUUAAUAAACAGUUAUUUUAAUGUUUGUGUAAAUAUUUCAUGUAUAAUUGUCAUCUGAAUUGUAAAAGCUUAAUUCAGUGUAAGUCUUUGAGCCAGUAUAAAUGCUGCACACUCACUAAAUCGGGAUCGGCCAGUUAAGUUCAACUAACAUAGUUUUGCAUUGGGGCCCUGGUGGCACAGUGGUUAAGUCUACAGCUGCUAACCAAAAGGUCAGCAGUUUGAGUCCACCAGCCGCUCCUUGGAACCCUAUGGGGCAGUUCUGCUUGUCCUGUAGGGUCGCUAUGAGUCAGACUCGACUCAAUGGCAAUGAGUUUUGGAAUGUAGUUUUGGAAUAAUAUAACAUGUGACAUGUAUAUAAAUAGUGUAUAUUGGCAUUUGUGAAAUUUUAUACAUGCAGAAGUUUUUCUUCCUCUUAAAUUAAAAAUAAUUUUAUUUUUGCCAUACUGUAUGUUGUAGGUUGUUGAUAGUAUAAAAAUGUUAUUAAAUCUGUGUACUGACAUGAUUUUUUUGGUGUUAAUAAGAAAUGCAGGGUUUUUUCUUUCCUUUCCAUGAUUUCAUGGAUUGUAUUUAUUUUAAGAUCUGUUUAUAAUUAAAUGUUUUCUGCCGAAGGAAUUGUCUAACUUCAGAUUUCUAUAUGGGGUUCAUAUUUACUGUUUUAUAUCGAAAGUAACUUCUGCUUUUUCAUAUGAAAUCUUGGUAUGUUAGAGAGAAUUCCUGAAAUUUUAUAAUGGUAUUAAUUUUAUUAAUGUAGAAAAGUUUUCCUCUGGGUGUUAAAAUAUAUGAAGUGGAUAUGUUCUUAUAGUUUGAAAAAUGUACAGUCUACCAACAGCAUCUUGUAAUUUGGCAGUUUAUUUAGAAAAGUACCUGAACAUUAAGCAAUUCUUUAUUAUUUAGAAUUUGAAAUUGUUUGCAGAUACAUUGUCACCUUAUGCUAUUUGAAGUAGUUGAUAUUUGACCACAUAUUUUACUGUACAUUUUGAAAAUUGUUAUAAAGUUUCACCUUCCAGUUUUUUUUAAUUUGAUUGUAAAUUUAAAAAAUAUAUAUGGCUAGGGAUUUUUUUUUUUUGAACACUUAGUUAAAACCUUAAGUGUCAAGGCUCCUGACUUUUAGGAGAGAAUUUAUUGGACUGUCAUUAUGAUGAGAAAGCUGAAGUUAUUUUUAUAAGUAAUAAAUUAUAAAUAAUAUAGCACCAAUCUAUCAUGCUUUGUUUCUGUCAAAAGAUCUUUUUCUUCUUAAAUCUUUUAGUCAAUAAAUAAAGGGAGGACUCAAUUUUAGGGAUUUUAUUUUUUUUCUUUGUUUUAUUUAGGUUCUUUGGAAGAUUAAAAGAUUGUAUUUUAAAGUUUUCCCUAGAAGAAAAAUUAUUGUACUUUUACCAAGCGAAAUUGAGAGUUUUCUUUUUAAAAUUACUGCGUCAAAAGGGAGCCCUGUUGACGUAGUGGUUAAGAGCUCGGCUGCUAACCAAAAGGUCAGCAGUUCUAAUCCACCACCCAGAAACAAUCUUUACCAUAUUUCUUUCCUGGGAAACUCUCCCCUGGGAUUUUCUGCUGUAUCUCAUCGGUCAGAACUAUGUCAGAAGACUACUCCUAGCUGCAGAUAAGUCUGGGAAGGUGAGUAUUUUGCUUUCCAGCUGCUGUAUGGAGAAGGCAAGGGAGAAGAUGACUGGGAAUGAAUGUAGAGUGAGCUACAUAUACUAUAGUAUCUGCCGAAGACGAAUCUGUCCAAAUGUGUGUGCAACCUGGUGUUAAAUUUGUGUGCCUAGUAAAUCGAAGUCGAGUUGAUUUAUUGCAAUUCGUUGGUCAAACAAGCUCCUUUUAGGAUUCUCUAAUACAAGCAUACCAUAGUUUUUAGUCAGUAAAGGCUAGAAUUAAUAUGUUUACAUCUGACCUGAUUGGUAAAACUGGGACAUCCUUUUUUUUGUUUUAAAAAAAAAAAAAAA